Recurvomyces mirabilis is the source of this 1449-nucleotide messenger RNA. It is a transcript of the gene RRP3, whose product is annotated as ribosomal RNA processing protein. Lineage: Eukaryota; Fungi; Ascomycota; Dothideomycetes; Mycosphaerellales; Teratosphaeriaceae. The record is from RefSeq and is a predicted model, not a curated record. Bases 1 to 1449 code for a protein of 482 amino acids. Gene Ontology annotation, molecular function: RNA helicase activity; ATP binding; nucleic acid binding. The transcript has a single exon.
AUGUCAGAUGUGAAAAGGCGAAAACUCAGUCAUGACGGUCCACGACCUACGAAGAAGUCCAAGAAGAGUAGCCGCGAAGACGCCGCCAUAAUCCAGCCAAGAACGAUUGCGACGGAACCUGAUCUAGCAGAAGAAGAAGGCGAGACGCAAGAUGCGGUGGUGGACAAGACCUUUGCAGACUUGGGUGUGACCGAGUCACUAUGCGACGCAUGUACAAAUCUCGGGUUCAAGGCUCCCACAGCGAUUCAGGCCGAGUCAAUACCCAUAGCACUCAGCGGCAAAGACAUCAUAGGUUUAGCAGAGACUGGAAGCGGCAAGACGGCUGCCUUCGCUUUGCCCAUACUACAGGCUUUGCUGGACAAGCCACAGCCUAUGUUCGGACUUGUCAUGGCGCCGACACGAGAACUUGCGUAUCAAAUCUGUCAGCAAUUCGAGGCAUUGGGCAGCUUGAUCAGUGUGCGGUGUGCUGUGAUUGUGGGUGGCAUGGACAUGGUGCCGCAAGCAAUCGCACUAGCCAAGAAACCACACAUCGUUGUCGCCACACCUGGAAGAUUACUGGAUCAUCUGGAGAACACGAAAGGCUUCUCUUUACGACAGCUGAAGUACCUAGUAAUGGACGAAGCAGACAGACUCCUGGACCUCGACUUCGGUCCCAUACUUGACAAGAUCUUACAAGUCCUGCCGAGAGAUCGCCGGACAAUGCUCUUCUCCGCCACAAUGAGCACGAAACUCGACAACCUCACUCGAGCCGCUUUACAGAAUCCUGUACGAGUCAGUAUAAGCAGCUCAUCAUACCAGACUGUCAAGAACCUGAAACAGCAGUAUCUCUUCAUCCCGCACAAGUUCAAGGACAUAUACUUGAUCUACUUGCUACACGAAUUCGCCGGCCAGACUUGCAUCCUCUUCACAAGAACCAUCAACGAAACACAACGACUUGCGUUCCUCCUCCGUGCCCUUGGCCGCUCGGCAAUACCACUCCACGGCCAGCUGAACCAGUCUGCUCGCCUGGGAGCUUUGAACAAGUUCCGGGCUGGUCAUCGAGAUAUCCUCGUCGCCACGGACGUCGCAGCCCGAGGUCUAGACAUCCCAUCCGUGGAUCUAGUUCUCAACUUCGACCUCCCACCUGACAGCAAGACAUACGUCCACCGGGUUGGCCGCACAGCUCGAGCAGGCAAAAGUGGUGUAGCCAUCUCGCUUGUCACGCAGUAUGAUAUUGAGCUUUAUAUGCGCAUCGAGCGAGCACUGGGCAAGAAACUGGAGGAGCAUCCGAGCGAGAAGGAUGAGGUGAUGGUGUUUGCUGAGAGGGUGGGGGAUGCGCAGAGAGUGGCGAUUACCGAGAUGAAGAACACGCAUGAGAAGCAGAAGGGUAGUGGUGGGGGGAAGGGGAAGGGUAUUGCGGGUGGGAGGGCGAAGGGCAAGAGGGAUGGCAUGGAUAGGGAGGAGGGCUGA